Molecule: messenger RNA, 1729 nt
Organism: Phoenix dactylifera (date palm)
Lineage: Eukaryota; Viridiplantae; Streptophyta; Magnoliopsida; Arecales; Arecaceae
Source: RefSeq, a predicted model, not a curated record
UCUUCCCCACCUCUCUCUCUCUCUCUCUCUCUCUCUCUUCCGGCGAUGGAGCUCUCGGCGGGCGGAACUUUUGUUCUCCGGCGGUUGGGAUUUCUCCUGGUGAUCUCUUCUUUCCUUCAGAUCACUCUUGUGCCUCCAACAGGUGCUCAGCAGUCCAAUGCUACAACAGUAAAGAUAUAUGCAGAAGGGUAUUGUUCCAUGUAUGGUAUUUGUGGACGCCGCGGUGAUGGAAAGCCAGAUGAGUUGUUGUCCUUGAAGAUCCAGAGUUUGUGUCCAACAAUCACUGGCAAUGUCUGCUGCACUGCAGAUCAGUUUGACACAUUACCGAGGGCAAGUCCAGCAAGCAAUUCCUUUUCUUGUGGGAUGCCCAGCAUGCUUGAGGAACUUUUUAAAUCUUUUCUGCGAGCUCUCUUGCUCUCCAAAUCAAAGCCUCUUCAUCAACGUGACUUCUGUGAUGAAGGUGCUCAAAAUUACAAAGAGUGGCUUGCAUUUAUUGGUCAUCAAGCAAAUCCCAAUGAACCUUGUUCACCAUAUGCAAUAGCCUUUCGAACAAAUCUUAAUGAUUCAGUCAGGAUGAAGCCUAUGAAUGUUACAGUUUAUUCAUGUGGUGACCCUUCUCUUGGCUGUUCAUGUGGUGAUUGUCCUUCAUCUUCUGUAUGCUUUGAUUCUGCUUCACCUGCUCCUCAUAAGAAACAAGCCUGUGCUAUUAGAAUUGGUUCUUUGAAGGUCAAAUGUUUGGAUGUUUCAUUAGCAAUUUUGUAUUUUCUCUUAGUUUCUGCUUUUUCAGUGUGGUGUUGGUUACACAGAAAACAAGAAAGAACAGGUCCUUCUAGAACAAAAACUUUGGUGAAUGUUAUGGGUGAAAAUGAGCUCCUUUCUGUUAAUAAGCAGGAAAUUUCUACUCAGGUUACUCAGAUCACUCUUGUGCCUCCAACAGGUGCUCAGCAGUCCAAUGCUACAACAGUAAAGAUAUAUGCAGAAGGGUAUUGUUCCAUGUAUGGUAUUUGUGGACGCCGCGGUGAUGGAAAGGUUUUGAACUGUCCUUAUAAUGUCCCUUCUAUGAAGGCAAUUCCUUUUCUUGUGGGAUGCCCAGCAUGCUUGAGGAACUUUUUAAAUCUUUUCUGCGAGCUCUCUUGCUCUCCAAAUCAAAGCCUUUUCAUCAACGUGACUUCUGUGAUGAAGGUCAAUGACAGUUUGACCGUUGAUGGCAUAGAUUUUUAUGUAACUAGUCAGUAUGUAGAGGAGUUAUUUAAUUCAUGCAAGGAUGUGAAAUUUGGGACUAUGAACACUCGUGCAAUGGAUUUUGUUGGUGCAGGUGCUCAAAAUUACAAAGAGUGGCUUGCAUUUAUUGGUCAUCAGGCAAAUCCCAAUGAACCUGGUUCACCAUAUGCAAUAGCCUUUCGAACAAAUCUUAAUGAUUCAGUCAGGAUGAAGCCUAUGAAUGUUACAGUUUAUUCAUGUGGUGACCCUUCUCUUGGCUGUUCAUGUGGUGAUUGUCCUUCAUCUUCUGUAUGCUUUGAUUCUGCUUCACCUGCUCCUCAUGAGAAACAAGCCUGUGCUAUUAGAAUUGGUUCUUUGAAGGUCAUUGGGAUAAUGUGGAACUAUCAAAGGAUAAUAGGCAAAGUAGUAAGGUCAAAUGUUUGGAUGUUUCAUUAGCAAUUUUGUAUUUUCUCUUAGUUUCUGCUUUUUCAGUAUGGUGUUGGUUACACAGAAAACAAGAAAGAACAGG